UGCCUCUGUUUGCUCCGCACAUCAGCAGCGGAGCUCCUCUCCCCCUCUCAGUCAGACGGACUCAGGCUAGGCAGCGGCAGCGCGUCCGCCCGGAGACACCGAGACCACACACCGCAUAGCGUUACUCCCGGCUCAGCCCGAAACACAAUCACGGUCCUUCCUAAUGGAUGUCUCCUCUUACACCGCCUUUUGACACUGGACGGUGCUCUCGUAGCCGCGUUCAACGUGAUCAACACCUCACCCCCGGCUUGGUUUUCUGAGGUUUGUCUCGACGACACACGGAGAGGACCACACUCCCCCCAUCGUUAGCUCGCUAAGCUAGCUGCUAGCCCGCUAACUUAGCUGUGACACUUUGAACCGUAUCGGCGUCAGUUUUCCUCCUCGUAGCUAGCCUGCGGUGUCUUGCGCCACAGCGGUGGAUUGAGGUGCCCUGUCACUCAAGGAGCAUGUUUGAGUGACAAGCGAAGGAGGAAGUGGGAUCUCUGACGCUCCGCCCCCUCUGCUGGUGGAGCACCCUGCACAUCUGACCAGAGACCCCUGUAGUCAGUUGAACAGGAUGCGGAGGUUCGCCUACUGUAAGGUGGUUUUGGCCACCUCCCUGGUGUGGGUGAUGCUGGACAUGUUCAUUCUGCUCUACUUCAGCGAGUGCAACAAGUGUGAUGAGAAGAAGGAGAGAGGACUGCCCGGGAGAGAAGAUUCCCUGGCCAGGCCGCGGGACGGGCCCGGUGAAGGCGGGAAGCCUGUGGUUAUCCCCAAGGAGAACCAGGAGAAGAUGAAGGAGAUGUUUAAGAUCAACCAGUUCAACCUCAUGGCCUCUGAGAUGAUUGCUCUCAAUCGAACACUGCCUGACGUCCGCCUGGAAGGGUGCAAGAACAAGUUAUACCCUGAUAAUCUUCCUCGUACCAGCGUGGUGAUUGUAUUUCACAAUGAGGCGUGGAGCACACUGCUGCGAACCGUCCACUCUGUCAUCGACCGCUCUCCGCACACACUGCUGGAGGAGAUUGUCCUGGUGGACGAUGCAAGCGAGAGAGAUUUCCUAAAGCGGCCGCUGGAGCAGUACGUCAGAAGGCUGGAAGUCCCUGUCAGAGUGGUGAGGAUGGAGCAGCGGUCUGGGCUUAUUCGUGCUCGCCUCAAGGGAGCGUCCAUCUCCACUGGGCAGGUCAUCACCUUUCUGGAUGCUCAUUGUGAAUGCACAACAGGGUGGCUGGAGCCUCUGCUGGCCCGCAUCAAGCAAGACAAGAGAACAGUGGUGUGCCCCAUCAUCGACGUGAUCAGCGAUGAUACGUUCGAGUACAUGGCAGGAUCCGACAUGACGUACGGGGGCUUCAACUGGAAGCUCAACUUCCGCUGGUACCCUGUACCCCAGAGAGAGAUGGACCGCCGCAAAGGAGACCGCACUCUGCCUGUCAGGACUCCCACCAUGGCAGGCGGCUUGUUCUCCAUAGACAGAGAUUAUUUCCAGGAGAUCGGCACGUAUGACGCAGGCAUGGACAUCUGGGGUGGAGAGAACCUGGAAAUCUCUUUCAGAAUUUGGCAGUGCGGUGGGACUCUAGAGAUCGUCACAUGCUCUCAUGUGGGCCACGUGUUCAGAAAGGCAACACCCUACACAUUUCCAGGAGGAACGGGACAGAUCAUCAACAAAAACAACCGACGCCUGGCAGAAGUCUGGAUGGAUGAAUUUAAAAACUUCUUCUACAUCAUCUCUCCUGGUGUGACCAAAGUGGACUACGGUGACAUCACGUCUCGCACGGCUCUGAGACAAAAGCUUCAAUGUAAACCCUUCAGCUGGUACUUGGAGAACGUCUACCCUGAUUCUCAGAUCCCCAGACACUAUUACUCCCUGGGAGAGAUCCGUAAUGUGGAGACCAACCAGUGCCUGGACAACAUGGCCCGCAAGGAGAAUGAGAAAGUUGGCAUCUUCAACUGCCACGGCAUGGGAGGCAACCAGGUUUUCUCGUACACGGCCAAUAAGGAGAUCAGGACAGACGACUUGUGUCUAGACGUGUCCAAGCUGAACGGACCUGUCAUGAUGCUCAAGUGCCAUCACCUAAAAGGCAACCAGCUCUGGGAGUAUGACCCUGUGAAGUUGACCCUGGUCCACGUCAACAGUAACCAGUGUCUGGACAAGGCCAGCGAGGAGGACAGCCAGGUGCCCAGCGUCAAAGACUGCACACACACACGCUCCCAACAGUGGCUACUCCGCAACGUCACACUACCAGAAGCCUUCUGACCACACUCUGCACACUCACAAACGCACACACUCACACACACCGCGGCCCAGAGCAAGCAAUCAGGGGAACAGACGUGUUUAUUAAAAUUGGGCACAAGGAGAGGAAAGACUUCCCACGAGGGGAUUCGGGAAGAGAGGAGGACGGACUGGACGGUACUACCUCUGCCAGAGAUCAGAGGAAGGAGUGUGUUUGACCCUCCUCGAAGCGAGAGAAGAGGAAAGAGUCCCUCUAGGAGACGACGGCUGUUGUUUUACGUUUGUUUUUUGUUUUUUUUAUAAGAGAUUUUAACCGCAGUGAGGGACUCACUCGCUGGGCGCGACUGUAAAACUGACCAGUGGAGUGGAGGUUUGCACUCACAGCUUCCCUGGACAAAGCAGUCCACCCCUCAACUCAUCACUUAACGUUUACUGACUGCCUCUUAUGAGAGAGUGUGUGCACUUACAUGUUUGUGUGUGUGGCUGUGAAUGGAUGUGUGUACUCCGAGAUGAAUGUAUGCUUUGAGAAGGGGGCUGAAUUCCUUGUUGAUUUCUUUCUUUCUUUUUUAAUUUAAUUUUGUCAUGGAUUUUGAAAAUGAACUCUUAUGAAGAAGGGUGCAUGUGUGUGUGUGUGUGUGUGUGUGUGUGUGUGUGUGUGUCAGAGCCCCUCCUACAGUCUUGCGGCAGUGUAUGUCUCCCUCUGGUGUUUCUCCUCGGCAUCUCAUCCGACAGACUGAAGCCUCCUUGCUGAGGAAUUUCCAAGGGACCGCACAUUGAAACAAAAAAAAAAAAAAAAAGAGAGAAAAAAAAGGAUGACCGAACACGAGGACCUGACGUCUGCCAUCCGCAGAGAUCUAGAGAUAGAGAAAUAUGAUGUUUGUGAUAUCUUGAGAUUUCUAUGUCAAGUUUUUACAUGGCUUUGUCUGUUUCUACAGUCCUGUGAGAGUGCCACAGAGCAGUAAUCCUAGUCUGUCUGUCCGUCUCUGUUGUCUUUAAAGAUGUUUAACAUAGAGCUUACACACACACACACACACACACACACACACACACACACACAGGACUCUGCAUAUGUAACUGAUGUUCUCUGCCUCAUGUAGUGUUAAACUAUAGGGAGCUCUCCCAUAAGGCACUACAUCGUCACACACACACACACAUCCUGUAUACAUAUAGGAAAAUGGCAGCACUAGCCUGAUACUUUAAUCCAUUCUGUCAUAUCUUCUUCUCAAUGACCUCUUAAAAAAAACACUCCAAGGGCUUCUUUCCUCCGGUGGAGUGUGUGGAUGGAUGGUGUGUGUGUGUGUGUGAGCGUGUCUCCAGUACUAAUCCCCAGUCCGUCAGCUCCCUGUUUACUAGGACAAAACAGCUCUCUGAUUCCUCGCUGUUGGACAAACAGAGCCCGUAGCGUAGACUGACGUCAGAUCAGCGCACCCCUGCGUUUGUUGUACAAAAGAGCAAAAAGCUGCUUUUAUUUUCUAAACAGAGCCGAGUCUCCGCACUCUCCUGAGGACAUAUCUACAGGAGGAAAGGAAGCCUGGGAAGCGGUUGUUGAAAUAUCAAAGAGACGUCGCCGAGGUGUGUUAGGAGACUUAAUCAGGGACAGAAUAAUAAUUGUAGAGAGCCGAGGGGAGUGAAGAGUUGAACUGUGGAUCACAAAGAGUGCAGCAGCAGCAGACAUAUCUUAAUCCAUAACUACAUAUCUCACUGUGCAAGCUCACCUGCAGUAUUUCACUAUCCAUAUCUCAGUGAGCCAGACAGCUUAACAGUUACAGUAGUGAUUUCAUUUUCAUUUCAACCAUCAUGCUUUUCUUUAUUUUUUUGUAUCACUCCUGUGGGUCAGAGCAGGAGAGGUGAUUUCAUAAAGGUUUUAACCAUUUGGGCUUCCUCCAGUGGAGGAGGGGUUUACACAUAGGACACUGGUUCAUCUUUGUUGUGGACACGAUAGUGAGAGGAGGCCGUCGACUGAUUUCAUGUCUGAGCGAGUGACUGCGUCGGGAGUAUGUGAACGUUUAUUUUGUUUUGUUUUGUUUUGAUUGUGAGACAGAGGGAGAUUGUUCAGAUUCUUGGGGGGGAGGGUUUGAAGUUAACUGACAUGUCCAGACUUCCACACUGAGCUGAUCCAAAUGUAGAAAAUAAAGGUGAAAAAGUUUACAGAACAAUACGAGGACA
Epinephelus moara (kelp grouper) is the source of this 4372-nucleotide messenger RNA. RefSeq names its product UDP-N-acetyl-alpha-D-galactosamine:polypeptide N-acetylgalactosaminyltransferase 1 (gene galnt1). The record is from RefSeq and is a predicted model, not a curated record. The transcript has 14 exons. Gene Ontology annotation, cellular component: Golgi apparatus. The coding region runs from base 557 to 2230 and encodes 557 amino acids. NCBI's taxonomy places the organism in Eukaryota, Metazoa, Chordata, Actinopteri, Perciformes, Serranidae.